Molecule: messenger RNA, 1097 nt
Organism: Nematolebias whitei (Rio pearlfish)
Lineage: Eukaryota; Metazoa; Chordata; Actinopteri; Cyprinodontiformes; Rivulidae
Gene: dtnbp1b
Product: dystrobrevin binding protein 1b
Exons: 4
Coding region: 89-757 (222 amino acids)
Biological process (GO): negative regulation of protein kinase activity; regulation of synaptic vesicle exocytosis; platelet dense granule organization
Cellular component (GO): plasma membrane; neuron projection; cytoplasm
Source: RefSeq, a predicted model, not a curated record
ACUGGAGUUAGUGGUGUGCUGUACUUUACACCAUCUUCCUGCUCCCUCCGUCCAAUUCGGGUGUCUCGUGAGGACAAAAACUGCUUUGAUGUCCACCUCACCUGGUCCAACAGACGGGAGCCAAAGGAACUCCUUGGAGCUGGAUGCGGAACACUCGCAGAAAGCCCCUGGGGCUGAACAAGCGGGGGUCUCACCCCCCCAGGUGAAGCUGAAAGACAGGCAGAAGUUCUUUGAGGAGGCCUUUCAGCAGGACAUGGAGCAGUAUCUGACCACCGGCUACCUGCAGAUCACUGAGCGGAGAGAGCCAAUAGGCAGCAUGUCAUCCAUGGAGGUGAACGUGGACAUGCUGGAGCAGAUGGACCUGAUGGACAUGUCUGACCACGAGGCUCUGGACGUCUUCCUGCACUCCGGCGGAGAGGACAACAGUGCGGCCUCACCUGUCCCAGGUCCAGACGUCGAGUCUUUCACCACCGAGAUCAGCCUCCAGGUCCCCACCCAGGCUGAGCUGCGACACAAGCUGUCGUCCCUGUCGUCCACGUGCACGGAUUCAGCCAGCCAGGACACGGAGGCCGGAGACGAGGAUGAGGACGAGGAGGAGACUGAGCAGGAGGGAGGUGAAGGAGGAGGGAGGAGGAAAAAGCCCCCUGUGGUGGUGACCUUGGACGAAGAGGAGGUUCACCCUGAUGCUGUGCUGGUGGACAGAGAGGACCAGGAGGAGACGAGUAAAGACUGCAAGGAGAAAAGGCAGCAGGUCUGAGAACGAUUUGACUCGACAGCUGCCAAACUCAACGCACGGAGUGCACAGCCCCGUGCAAAAGUCCUGAAUCUUCUUCUUUACAAUUUACUUUCCAUGAGCCUGACUUUACUGUAAUCCUUUAACGUGGUCUCAGUCGAUUCUUUAGGCUUUCUGAAAAUCUGUCCGUUUUUUAAAUUUAUUUCUCAGCUUGGCUGCUCACAAGAUUACAAGGAAGUCUGGCUCUUUCUAAGCAAAGUGAUGUUGAAGAAUCUGGGGUGACUGAAAAGGUUUCGCGCAGCAUUAUAAAUAUUGGCUUUUGUUCCUAUGAACCUUGCAUAUAUUAAGAAAAUGAUCAGAGAAA